UUUGCCAUUUGCCAGCCUUUUGCAGUUUUCCCUUCCCGUUCCUUGUUUAGAAAGAUGGCAGACAAUAAACUCUAUGAUAUUUUAGGGGUUAGCAGAAGUGCGUCUGAUACCGAAAUUAAAAAGCAAUACAGGAAACUUGCUAAAGAAUUUCACCCUGACAAAAACCCAGAAGCUGGUGACAAGUUCAAAGAAAUCAGUUACGCCUAUGAAAUCCUUUCAGAUCAAAAGAAACGGCAACUAUACGACCGAGUCGGAUUAAAAGGUCUGCAAGAAGGCGGCGGUCAUGAAGGUUUCGGAGGUGACGAUUUGUUCUCGCAUUUAUUUGGCGGCGGCCUUUUCGGAGGUUUUAGCGGCUAUGGAGGCGGCGGCGGCAUGCGAAGGAGGCAACGCGGCGAAGACACGGUCCAUCCGUUGAAAGUCACCUUAGAGGACAUGUACAAUGGGAAAACGUCCAAACUUCAGUUGAGCAAAAAUGUAAUUUGCGAGAAGUGUGCAGGCAAAGGCAGCAAAACUGGACAGGCCCCGGAGAAAUGUCCCGCGUGCAAUGGCUGUGGUAUGAAAGUAACUUAUCGUAGCUUAGGACCUGGAAUGGCGCAACAGGUGCAGUCAGCUUGCACCGAUUGUCACGGCAGUGGUGAAUUGAUCAGAGACAAAGACAAAUGUACCGUAUGCAAAGGUAAAAAAGUGUGCAAUGAAACGAAAAUCCUGGAAGUGCAUGUCGACAAGGGCAUGAAGAACAACCAGAAAAUCCUCUUUAGAGGUGAAGGUGACCAGCAACCCGAUGUCGAAGCCGGUGACGUGGUUAUUAUUUUGCAACAAAAACCUCACGAGAGAUUUGAAAGAAACGGCGACGAUUUGCACAUGAAGCAUACGAUUUCACUUACUGACGCUCUUUGUGGAUUUUCCUUUGUUGUGCACCAACUCGACCAAAGAGAUUUGCUUAUUAAGCAUCCCCCAGGUCAAGUAAUCAAGCCGGGAGAUGUCAAAAUAGUUUCCGGGGAAGGAAUGCCCAUUUACAAGAAUCCGUUUGAAAGGGGAAAUAUGUUUAUAACUUUUCAAAUUAAGUUUCCUGAGAAUCACUUUGCUCCGGAAGCGACUUUGCUUAAAUUGGAAUCCAUGUUGCCACCCAGACCUGUGUUUAGUUUACCAGACAGUGCACAAGUUGAAGAAGUGGAUUUGGUUGAUUACGAUGCAAAUGAGAGAAGUUCACAUUCGCAUGUGAGGAAUAGAGGGGAAGCAUAUGCUAGUGACGAUGAAGAACAACCCGGGCCUGGCAUGCAGUGCAUGCAUCAAUAGAAUAAAUAUCCUUUUUAGGUGAUUAUUCAUACUUAUUGUUUGCGCUUUUUUCUAAACGAGGAAAUUCAUUAUAUUUAACAUUUUAAAUUUAAAAAAAAAGAGAAAAUACAUCACCCUCUUUUUUUACAUACAUAUUUUACAUACACUAGGGAAUAGUGACUAUUGAUAAAAAUAAGAAACUGUUUUGGUUUAGGUCCUGACAACUACACUUCACAUUGUAACUUGAAAAAAAAAAAUAUGUUUUUUGGAGCAGUACCUUUACACCUUCAAUUUUAUAAUUAAUUUUUUGUUAGUUUUAUUAUUAUAUAAAUAAUAUACUGUAUUUUUAUUCAUCUUCCUUUAUAUUAGAAUGUCUACUAAUUUAAUGAAUUUGCAUAUUUAUCAAUAUGUGAUCCUGUAUUUCCAUAAUAUUUAUUUUUGUAUUAGGAAUAAUAGUUUUUAUGCUAAAGUUCAAAAAAGGUGUUUCCCAAGGUUCUAGCUUCAUGAAUAAAACAUUAAUUAAUCUCAA
Messenger RNA from Ceutorhynchus assimilis (cabbage seed weevil), 1804 nucleotides. The record is from the annotation of a GenBank genome assembly. Lineage: Eukaryota; Metazoa; Arthropoda; Insecta; Coleoptera; Curculionidae.